Molecule: messenger RNA, 1973 nt
Organism: Synchiropus splendidus (mandarinfish)
Lineage: Eukaryota; Metazoa; Chordata; Actinopteri; Syngnathiformes; Callionymidae
Gene: klhl18
Product: kelch-like family member 18
Exons: 10
Coding region: 21-1742 (573 amino acids)
Molecular function (GO): protein binding
Source: RefSeq, a predicted model, not a curated record
GUCAGUUAGGCCGGUGGACGAUGGGUGACGUUCUCUGCGAGGAGCUUGAGGAUUUGGUUCAUUUUUCGGUGAAUGACAUGCCGGUCCGCGGCUAUGUCGUCAUGGAGGAGAUCCGGCGACAGGGCAAGCUCUGUGACGUCACUCUCAAGGUGGGAGGUCACAUGUUCAGCGCUCAUCGAAUCGUUCUUGCUGCGUCAAUUCCUUAUUUUCACGCCAUGUUCACCAACGACAUGAUGGAAUGUAAACAAGACGAGAUCCUGAUGCAGGGGAUGGACCCCAGUGCUUUGGAGUCGCUCAUCAACUUUGCCUACAGCGGCCACGUCUCCAUAGACCAGCAGAAUGUUCAGAACCUCCUGGUCGGGUCCAGUUUCCUGCAGCUCCAAAACGUUAAAGACGCUUGCUGUUCUUUCCUACAGAACCGGUUGCACCCUAAAAACUGUCUCGGAGUUCGAAAGUUUGCUGAGACAAUGAUGUGCACGUCCCUUUACGACUCGGCAAACGUCUUCCUGCACCAAAACUUUGUGGAGGUGUCUUCGUCCGAUGAGUUCCUGGACCUGAGAGAGGAGGAAAUUCUGGAGCUGGUGGACUCUGAUGAGCUGAACGUGAAGGACGAAGAACAGGUCUUUGAGGCCGUUCUGGCCUGGGUCCACCACGACCAGGAGAAUCGAGUCUCUCUGUUGCCAGAGUUGAUGUCCAAAAUUCGCCUCCCGCUGUGUCGACCCCAGUUCCUGUCGGACCGAGUCCAACAAGAGGAUGUGAUUCGCUGCUGCCACAAGUGCAGGGAUCUGGUGGAUGAAGCCAAAGAUUUCCACUUGAUGUUGCGACGCCGGCAUCUUCCCGCCUUCAAGAUUCGGCCCAGAACGUGCUCGUCCAUCACCGGACUCAUCUACGCAGUAGGAGGACUCAACAGCUCUGGUGAUUCCUUAAACGUGGUGGAAGUGUUUGAUCCAGUCGGGAACUUUUGGGAGCGGUGUCAGCCGAUGCGAACGGCUCGCAGCAGAGUGGGCGUGGCCGUUGUGAACGGGCUGUUGUACGCCAUCGGUGGUUAUGAUGGCCAGUCACGGCAAAGUACUGUUGAAGUUUACAACCCGGAGACGGACAGUUGGACUCAAGUGUCCAGCAUGAACUGCCAGCGCAGUGCUAUGGGAACGGUGGUGAUCGACGGGUUGAUCUACGUAUGUGGAGGCUACGACGGGAAAUCAUCUCUCAACUCUGUCGAGUGCUACAAUCCAGAGAACGACAGGUGGACUGAGCUUACAGAAAUGAGCGCCACUCGGAGCGCCGCGGGUGUGGCUGUGUUUGAAGGUCGUGUGUAUGUGUCCGGCGGCCAUGACGGUUUACAGAUCUUCAACACGGUGGAGUACUACAAUCACCAUACUAACCGAUGGCAUCCAUCACCUUCCAUGACCAACAAGCGCUGUCGUCAUGGCGCCACAUCUCUGGGUGGUCACAUGUACGUGGUCGGGGGCUAUGAUGGCUCAGGCUUCCUCAGCAGCGCAGAGGUCUUCAGCUCAGCUUCUGGUCAGUGGAGCCACCUGGUGGCAAUGAACACACGGCGCAGCAGGGUUUCGCUUGUCGCGACUGGAGGGCGGCUGUAUGCCGUGGGUGGGUACGACGGACAGUCUAACCUAUCUUCACUGGAAAUGUUCAACCCCGACUCAGCCCGCUGGACCUUCAUGACGCCCAUGGUCUCCCAUGAGGGUGGUGUUGGUGUGGGUUGCAUCCCCCUCCAGCCCACUUAAACAACUCUCAGAGAACUUAGGUGCAUUCGUGACUGGCCAUGUGGAGGCCACUCCCCCUAGUGGGCUAAUGGGGUGCCACACCUGUGCAGCGCCUGGGAGAAUCCACUGUGGCUAACAGUUAGCGUUUUGCUGUUAGCAAGUGUGUGAAUUGAUUCUGAUUGAUGCUUGUUCGAUGACCUACGUCAUUAGCAGAGAGAAGAUCCGUCCAGCAGGAGGUGCUGCUUCACAUUU